GGAAGCUGACAGAGACCAGCCUACACUUGAAGAAAUGACAGCCAAAGCUAUUGAAGUGUUGGAACAAAAUCCUAAAGGUUACUUUUUGUUUGUGGAAGGUGGAAAAAUUGAUAAAGCACAUCAUGCCAACAAGGCAAAAUUAGCUUUAGAUGAAACAGCUGAGUUCAGUAAAGCGGUAGCUACUGCACAUGAAUCAACAAACGAAAAAGAUACAUUAAUUGUGGUGAGUGCUGAUCACUCACAUACCAUGUCCGUCGCUGGUUAUGCGCCACGCAGUGAUGAUAUAUUUGGUGUUGGUGCUAUAGCAGAAGAUGAGUUGCCGUACUUAGUAUUAAGUUACGCUAAUGGGCCCAGCUACAAGAAAUUCUUCGAUACAAAGAAAAAUGUACGACUCGAUCCUUCGACGGUGUUGAGUGGCGAUAUUGAUGAUGUUUUCCCCGCUACGGCGCCAAUGGAUUCUGAAACACAUGGCGGUGAAGAUGUACCUGUAUACGCGACAGGCCCUUGGUCACAUUUAUUCAGUGGUGUCUAUGAGCAGAGCACCAUUCCACACCUAAUGGCUUACGCCGGUUGCCUUGGGCAUGGGCAAAAAGCAUGUGAUAAAUAAUAUAACAAGAGUGUUAGAGCAAAGUAUGCUCCUUUUUUCAUAAAACAAAAGCGCUUUAAUCUUAUUUGAUAUUCUUAGUUUAAUUCUUAGUUUAAAUUUUCAUUGUUAGUGAUAUAC
This is a messenger RNA of Teleopsis dalmanni, 724 nucleotides long. RefSeq names its product alkaline phosphatase-like. The coding region runs from base 35 to 607 and encodes 190 amino acids. Lineage: Eukaryota; Metazoa; Arthropoda; Insecta; Diptera; Diopsidae. The transcript has 2 exons. Gene Ontology annotation, biological process: dephosphorylation. The record is from RefSeq and is a predicted model, not a curated record. Gene Ontology annotation, molecular function: alkaline phosphatase activity.